Molecule: messenger RNA, 933 nt
Organism: Aspergillus niger
Lineage: Eukaryota; Fungi; Ascomycota; Eurotiomycetes; Eurotiales; Aspergillaceae
Exons: 3
Coding region: 1-933 (310 amino acids)
Source: RefSeq, a predicted model, not a curated record
AUGCACUUGGUCACCCUUAGAGCACUGAACAUCAACGCCAGGGUCCUAGAAAAACACGGACUAAUAAGCGAUAGACCAGUCGGGUGUUCUCAACUCCCCGUAUCUCCACACUCUGGCCGUCGGUCAAGUCCGGCAGAGUACAGCCUCCAAUUCCAUCAGACCCGGGCCCCGUAUCAUCAUACCCAGGGUAACGUCCUCGGCCCAACCACUGAGCGUCGUUCAUCACAAACUGUGGAGGGUUACAAUCCUGCACAUCACGCCUCGGCCAAGAUAAGCUCACAACAACAUGCACCGAGGACAUGUUCAUGUUCAGCACCUCGCAAAAUUAUUGCGCAGAGGGGCAUAAGGUUGACCCGCUCCCUCCACACGUUUGGCCCCCUUCCUUGGCCCCUUUGGCCCCAGUUCCUGGCUAGGCCUGCCGAUCCCCAUACAUUCGGGGCGGUGCCUGAUCCUGCACUAGCCUCUCGAUCAGCCGCUCCAAUCACAAUGAAGCCCACCAAAUUAAUCCCAACCAUCCUCUCCCUCAUACCAACCCUCACCCUCGCCUCCGAUAGCGACGACUUCCCAUCCGGGGCUAAACUCUGCGAGCCGCAAGGUGCAGGCAGCUGCCAAUUCGCCGUAUACCAGCUAUAUCCCGAAGUAGAAUGCUACCACCAACAAAAGAGUGCUGCCUACAUCUUCGAUCACUCAUGCAACAUCAUCGGCCACAUGGAGAACUUCACCCAGGGAGACGCCAUGGCUUCGCAGCUGCCGUAUACUGUGGACAUCGAGAAUAUUUUUGGCUACCCAUCCUGCUAUCUCAAGUACGAGAUUGCGUACAGUGAUGGAUUGUAUGGGUACAGCAUGCCCUCGGGAGGUAUUUGGGAUGACUGCAAGGAGGGUGAUUAUCAGUGCACUUGGUAUAGGGUGGCGUUUGAUUGUCCUGGGUUUUAG